Messenger RNA from Loxodonta africana (African savanna elephant), 2770 nucleotides. RefSeq names its product epithelial membrane protein 1 (gene EMP1). The transcript is spliced from 5 exons. NCBI's taxonomy places the organism in Eukaryota, Metazoa, Chordata, Mammalia, Proboscidea, Elephantidae. Gene Ontology annotation, cellular component: plasma membrane. The coding region runs from base 192 to 674 and encodes 160 amino acids. The record is from RefSeq and is a predicted model, not a curated record.
AAAGAAACACCCAUCGCACAUCCCAACACACCAGCAGAGGAAACUUAUAACCCCAGGAGGCAGGUUCCUCCCCGCACUGUGGUCACUUACCUCCAGAAGAGCGGACCAGGCAGCCGCCAGCUCCUGCCACUCAGGCGUUCAGACCCUCAGAACUCUCUUUGCUUGCCGCUGCGUGUUAACAAAAAGCCAAGAUGUUGGUAUUACUGGCUGGUAUCUUUGUGGUCCACAUCGCCACUGUUGUUAUGCUAUUUGUUUCCACCAUUGGCAAUGCCUGGGUGGUUUCAGAUGAUGGAAUAAGAUCAGUAGGUCUCUGGAAAAAUUGUACCUCUGGCAACUGCUAUCAAGCCCUGUCGUAUGCUGAUGAAGAUGCCCUCAAGGCGGUGCAGGCCUUCAUGAUCCUGUCCAUCAUCUUCUCUGUUAUCGCCCUCCUGGUCUUUGUGUUCCAGCUCUUCACCAUGGAGAAAGGAAACCGAUUCUUCCUCUCAGGGGCUGUCACGCUGCUGUGCUGGCUGUGCAUUUUGAUCGGGGCAUCCAUCUACACUCAUCGCUAUGCAAAUAGUAACAGAAGCGGUUUUGAGCCCUAUCAUCACGGCUAUUCCUUCAUCUUGACCUGGAUCUGCUUCUGUUUUAGCUUCAUCAUUGGCAUUCUCUAUCUGGUCCUGAGAAAGAAAUAAGGCUGAACCAGUGUAUGGGGACCUGGGGGGUGGGGAAGUGGAAGCAGUUAAAUCCGGGAGGGAAGUGGAAGUUGCUGUGCAGGAAAAACCGAGAAAGGGGUGGGGAGUGGGGAGGGGGGAGUAAGAGAGGAAGAGACCGACACCCAAGCUAUUACUGAGGAAAUUCUCUACUAUCAAGACCCUGCCUUUGGAGGAAGUAGUUGGCUAGUACUUUGAUGCUCCCUUGAUGAAGGCCAGAGAGCCUCUCUCUUGCUACCAAACUUGGCCUCCAGCAGUUCUCAGUAACACACACUGCCUAGGACACCCUCAGCUGCCACACCACUGGCCUCACCUCCAAAGGUGAAUUCUAGGUCACGCACUGAGGUCCUCAGACCUACUGCACCAAGUUAAAAUAGCGGUACAAGCUCCGGCAAGAGUAGACAUUGUUUUUGUGCCGAAUAUGCUAAACCAUCCCCCCCUUCUGAAAUACCCACAGAGGGCUUUGGCCAUGGGGUCAUUUUUCCUCUUUAGAACUGAUAUUUAGCUCUGUGGAAUUCAGUGGCAUUUGCGACAUAAUGGGAAGAAGUGAGAUAGUGCUAGCAGGCCAAGUUGGAGGGUUAACUAAAUCAAGAAAGAGAACUUUUUAUAAUGGAAGGCCUGAGGGAUGGCUAGAGCCCAGACCAGACCUCACACAGCUGUCCCUCAUGGAGGCCUCUUGCCAUGGACCUUCCUAUGCCUCUCCCUUAAAGCUAAGGCAGCUCUUCUGUAGUUCUGUAAAGCCAUUAACGACCAAUUCAGUGGUGGAAGCGCCACACAAAACACGGAAUCAAGAGGCAGCCUUGCAACAGGGCUACAGUAGGUUCAUGUUUUUAGGAUCUCCUCUCAAUGCAGUCAAUAUUUCUUUCAAAUAUAUACUUGGAGAGAGAUGGCCAUAGCUCCUGGCGACAUAAUCCUUUUACUCUCCCUCUAAAUUAUACCUUUCAAGGAAGUUCUGCAUACUUAUCCAUAUUGGGGAUCAGGGAUCCUAUGCUUAGUGGUAGCUCUAGCUUUGACACUGGCUAGAGUGGUCAUCUCUCAGAGUCCCUGCCUAUCCCAUUUCACAGGAGAAGCAUGGCAAUUCUGGAAUCUGAUUAAAACACACAUACAAACCAAAAGCAAACAACAGGUUCUUGGGUGGAAGGUGCUAUAGUAAAGUAUUAAGCAUACUAUAUUUCAGUCAUGAUAAGAACAGAGUGCCUGCACUCCCAGGAAAAUAAGAAAAUUCCCAUGUGAUAAAUACAAAUGUAGGUGACGGGCAGAUAUUUUCUUAAAAAAAAAAAAAGCGAAAACUCUUGUGGCAUACAGUCAGAUGAUAACUGAGCUGCUGUGAUGCCACAGGAGUAUUUCUAUACAGUACUUAUAAGUAAGUAAUAUGUUAUUCCUGGUUAAGCAGGCAUUGCUCUUCCCUGGAGCAGCUAUUAUAAGCCAUCUCAGAUUCUGCAUAACGGGUUUUUUUUUUUUUUUUUUUUUUUGGGAAGACACUUUCUUUACCAACCUGAGAAGAUCUACCCCAAGGAGAAUCUGAAACAUCUUGCCCAUUUUCCUUCUUCUUGCAAUCUCCUCAUCCCCUUUCUCAUAUACCUUUCCUUUUUGGGGAGUUAUUAUGCCAUGAUUGCUGGUAUUUAUGUAAAAGGACUAUUACUAAGAAUAUUUCUCCAUGUUCAUUCUGGUUAAGGGAAUAUUGAUGGCAGGCCACCAAAUUACUGGGUUUGGGGUGGAGAAAUUGGCCAGAAAAACUGUGGGAUGAUGAGCUUUUAAAUUAUGAUUUAAUUAUCAGACAAUUAUAGAAGUCUGCCUUAUGUGCAGACAUAUACUUACGUAUCAGAUAUAUCCAAAAGAGAUACUCACAUUAUGUUAAAAAGUCAAACUAUGACUGGAAUGAACUGUGUAUUUCCUUGUCUUUUAUUUUUUUCUGUGACAUUUACGUCUCAUGUAAUUUGCAUUACACUUGUGGGUUGUUCUAGUACUGUAUUUGGCUUCUUCUUUAAUGGAUUGAUAUUUCAUAUACUAUAAUUGUAAAUAUUUUGAUACAAAUGUUUAUAACUCUAGGGAUAUAAAACACAUUCUGAUUCUCUUCA